GAACUUUUGUCAAUGCAAGAAAAGGUUGUUAAAUAUUUGCAUACUGUAUGACAGCGGUAUAUGUUUCAAGUGUAAUAAAAUAAAUUCGGAUCCUCUAUUCAAGCUGAAAUUUAGAUAUAAUGUUAUUUGUACCAUAUCGCACAUUAUAUAAAAACAAGAAAAACUGGCAUUUACAAUGAAAAUACUUUACUUUCAUAUGAUUCUGUGAAUGUUUUAAGGUUUGACUCAAUUGUGUCUAAUUUUCCAAAGGAUAGCAUUUAACUAAGUGUACUUCAUUAUCUGUUUACAUAUGUACAAUUAUGUAUUUCAAAAAAUUGAGACAUAGGUCAUGUAUAACAUACUUUUGUACUUUGAUAUAAGGAAAAAAGCAAGAAAAACUAAAUAACAUGGGUCAGACAAUAUAUCACCAGAUUACCGGAAACUUAGCUAGACAAGCCCUUAGUGGAUAGUGUAUGCAACAGAUUACUGGGCGUGUAGAACAAUGACUGAUUAGAGGACGGCACCUUGAUACAAAGAUGAAAGGAUGUGAUCUUCAUUUUCAUAGCGUGAAGCUAUCAGCAUAUAAAUACAUUCAGUACAUGUAUAUACCAUGUCUAUUUCUGUGAUAGGUUUGUAACGUACUCGCAUUUCAGUUAUUUGUCAACGCAGCUAAUUUUAACCAAGAUUCUACGGGGAAUGUAGAACUUACAUAAGACGCUGGACUUCUGCGUUUAUGACUACAUAUGAAGGUUAUAUACGUAACAAGACUUGUCUCAUAUUUAAGUAUAAUUUAAAGAAACUGAGACUAUUUGAAAUGGAUUAGAGACAGUCUUUUUGAAAGUAAACUUACGGAAGACUUAAUCAAUGUAUUUACCAAGUAUUCGUGAAUAGAACUGAUGGAUCGCUACCAUAAUAUAUACAUUGGGCUGACAACUUUAACAAUGGUUGUCUCUUUUUUAUAUUAUUUUGUAUCAAAAACUACAAACAUAAAUCAACAGCUCAAUUAUCCUCUUGAGAAUAUAGAAAAACAUCCUAUUGCAACACGAAAAACAUUUAAGUUAACUAACGAAAAGGAGUUCAAGCUGAAAGAAGACGCAGUAUAUCGGAAACAGGUGUUCAUGGCAAAUUAUCGACCAAUUAAAAACUCUGCUGGUAUAAACUGCACAAAAAUAAUAAUUUACAAUGAUAAACAUGAAAUAUCAAACGCACAGAAUAUCAUGACAAAAUCUGUAUCUGUGAAAUCAAAACUUACACCAGACUUUUACUUGAACAUUACAAAUAAAUGCGAUUUGUUUCGUGAUUCCAGGGGCUAUAUUGAACACCCUCUCUCUAAGACAGAAUUUGAAUUUCCAGUUGCAUUUUCAAUACUGGUCUACAAAGACAUUGAACAAGUUGAGCGACUCUUGCGUUCAAUAUAUAGACCUCACAAUUUCUAUUGCAUACAUAUAGAUUCGAAAGUGGAUAAAUCUGAGAGGAAGGCCGUCGAAAAAAUUGCAGAUUGUUUACACAAUGUGUUUAUUGCGGGCCAAUCAGUUGAUGUAAAAUGGGGAGAUUUUACACUUCUGGAGGCAGAACUCGCAUGCAUGAAAACGCUUUGGGCGUAUAAGCAAUGGAAAUAUUACAUUAACCUUGCUGGACAGGAAUUUCCAUUGAAAACCAACCGCGAGAUAGUUGCUAUCCUUAAAAGCCUUGAGGGGGCAAACGUUGUUGAUGGAUCAUUAUCAAGAGCGAGGAAAGUCUACCCUAAACGCUGGAGAAUGGCAAAAUGGCCACCACCACAUAAGAUACAGAUUGUGAAAGGAUCUAUGCAUAUUGCCGUUAAUAGGCAUUUUGUCGAUUUCUGCCUACAUGAUCCAAGGUCACAUAAAUUCUUAACGUGGUUAAGGCCAACAGAAAUUCCAGAUGAGACGUUCUUCCCUUCAUUGAAUCAUAACCCACAUUUAAGAAUCAAAGGAUCUUUCCUUGGAGAAGCAGAGCAGUAUCCUUUGAAGCCGUUUUUUCUUCGUCAUGUCAUCUGGCAGUUUCGCGGAGGUAGAAGCUGCUCUGGAAAAUUCGUUAGAGAGGUGUGCAUACUUGGAGUUGGAGAUCUUCACAGGGCGUACAACAGUAUUGAGUUAUUUGCUAACAAGUUUUAUCUUGAUUUUGAGCAUAUAGCUCUUGAUUGUUUAGAAGAACUGUUAUAUGAAAGAACAUGGAAAGAAUAUAUUGAAGACAUUCCUAUCGACACGUCUUAUUAUAAACACUUACACUACGCAAAAAUGCAGUUAAAACCAUGACAGAUAAGUACUCGCUGUUCGCAAAGAACACUGUUCGUUUCUUGUGCUAUACGUGUUCUGUAUAUUUAUCUUCUGAUGGGACAACCCGCAACGGUGGGCAUAGAAAGAUUUUUUUCUUUCUAUUCUAUAACCGUUUUUAUCAGAUAAAAAUAGUUAAAAAUAGUUAUUAAUGUAUUUUUAUGAAUACUAAACACAAACAAACACAACUUCUAAUACAAAAUGCUUCACAUAUGGUUCUGUGAGCUUAUUUACUGUGUUAUGAACAUGCUAUUCCCUAUCUGUUUAUUUCACUGUUUAUUUUUUAUUUUUGUUUUAUUUUGAAUAGCGAUGACUCAUUUUUUACAACUCGUUUAAAUGGGAAAACCGUAUUGUGAGUGAGUGAGUUGAGUUUUACGGCGAAUCGACACAAAAUAUAUCGCCGAGAAGAAAUUAUGUUGAAAACGUCAAUUGUAAAGCAUGCCUUAAAUCACUUAUGUAAAAAUGUAAAGCAUAUCUAAAAUCAUU
Messenger RNA from Mercenaria mercenaria, 2759 nucleotides. RefSeq names its product beta-1,3-galactosyl-O-glycosyl-glycoprotein beta-1,6-N-acetylglucosaminyltransferase-like. Gene Ontology annotation, molecular function: glycosyltransferase activity. The record is from RefSeq and is a predicted model, not a curated record. Gene Ontology annotation, cellular component: membrane. NCBI's taxonomy places the organism in Eukaryota, Metazoa, Mollusca, Bivalvia, Venerida, Veneridae. The coding region runs from base 876 to 2255 and encodes 459 amino acids. The transcript is spliced from 4 exons.